Molecule: messenger RNA, 3923 nt
Organism: Didymodactylos carnosus
Lineage: Eukaryota; Metazoa; Rotifera; Eurotatoria; Philodinida; Philodinidae
Source: the annotation of a GenBank genome assembly
AUGCCAGUGUUAAGCGACUCAUUGAAAACAGUAGCUAAUAUCGGUGUAACAGAAGGUGACGAGUUCAAAUCAGUUGCAAAUUUAUUAAGGUAAUGCUGUUUAGCAGAUUUACAAGCUUCUUCGAACUUAAUGGCAGCUUGACGGUACCCCUCACAAGAAUGGGUCGACAGAUACAUUGGUUGGGAAUAUUUUUUAAAAAGUUUGUCACACUGUCUUAAUAACUGUUUUAGCUCCUUACUAAACCAAGGCGCAUCUUUAGAAGAAACUGUUACAAGUUUAUUAGGACUUAUUCUAUCUGCUUUCUAUUUGUAACACGUCUAUAAGGUUAAAUGCCAGAGCUAUUACAUGUUAGGGACGAGCUGCCUAAAAACUUAAAUGAAGCAAUUAUAUAUAUAGUAGUACUUUUUAGAUAGAAGAAAAAACACGUCCUUUCUGCAUGUUACAUUUUAUUUUUUAAGACUACCGAUUAUAAUAUUUCAGCCCUAAAGACUCUUUUCUUCGUGAGACAGAAAGAAAUAAACAGUUUUCUCAUGUCUCUGCGAGAUAUGAGAAAAACAAAAAACCACUGAAAACGCAGUAGCGUCACUUUUAAUAAUUUUGAUUCAUUUGUAACUUUUGAAUCAGGCCACAUGGGUCCAAAUCCUCUUAGGCUUUUCAUACUACCAUUAGGCCUAUCUAUGAGUAAAAUACGAGCGAGAAUGACGUUGAUCAUCUGGAAAUGUUCCCCUAUGAGUACUUUUUUACGAUUGAAUACCAAAGACUUUAUUGCUGACUUUUGCGUAUAAUAUUUUUUGCAUUAGAUCUUUGAAUACAAUCGAUAAUAAUAAAAACUCAUUUUAUCUUAAACUAUGUUUUCAUUCUGGCUCCGAUAUACAAUAAUAUACUUCGUGAUAAAUACUGUUUAGUUGGUGAGACAUUGGAAAUGGCAAAUCAAAUAGCAAAUUUUGGUGAAUUAAGAGAUUCUGUCUUUUUUUAUGCAUAGUUAUAUGAUUAUUGUUGGGCUUACUUUUAACUCUGCUCAUAAUGAGCUCGACCCGCCGCUCAUAUUGAGUUUGUACGGGCAUGAGAGCGGUACAUUAUAUUAAACUAAGUAACACAUGGAUAAAAACUACCUUUCUCUUCGUAGGAUGACCUCUUCGCGGUGAGAAAGCUCAACACGUGAUAAUGUCCGCGGCUAUCAAUCCUACAAAAUUUCCAGGAAAUCAUGACAGAUGCUCUACUUUUACCACAUUUAUUAAUGCCGAUAAAAUCAUUUUUUUUUCGUCCAAAUACUUUCUGAAUAGAAUUCUCUUAUAUAUUCGUGAUCAGGAACUAGAAAUGAGCAGAACAGAGUAUUUUUCCGAAUUUUCCGAAGUGUUUUCGCGCUAACGUUUUGCUAACUAAGUUUAAAUUGAUUAAAAAAAAAACAGUUUACUCCGUGUAAUUUUUACUUUCUUUCAGCUGGAAGUGAAGCAAUGUGAACGAUUUUUGAAAUUUUGUAGGAUUGUUAGUCGCGGACAUUCUCACGUGUUGAUCUUCUUUACCACGAAGAGGUCAUCCUACGAAGAGAAAGGUAGUUUAUUUAUUCAUGUGUUAGUUAGUUUAAUAUAAUGGAUUGACUCGACUACGAAUUUGAUGAAGGUUUUUGUACACUAACGCGGCCAAGAUAAUCAUGAGUGAACGUGGUAUUAUUCCAGAAACUAUCAGACUGUAAACACUAUAAAGUAAGCGAUAUAUUCCAGGCAGUAUACAGAUGUUGUUUUCAAUUUUCAGAAAUAUUAGGAUAUGUAGAGGUAUUAUAAGCCAUACAAUAACAGUAGUCAAUAUCAAACGUCGCGCUGUUUUCAACUGUCUGAAAACGCAAAUUCGCUAAACGGGUGAACAGAGAGUAAAACAAUCAACGCAGGCCAAUACAAUGAAUGAUCAUGAAAUCAUCAAAAGUACAUGAAGCAUGUAUAAUCUUGAUUUACAAUAACCCAAUACAUAUGUUGGUGGAUCAAGAUACUCAAGAACAUAUAAGGAGGAAAUAACACUAAAAUUCAAAAUUAAUAAAUUAACAACUGAUGUUGUUAGUAGAUAUAAUAAGCAAGAACUCGAGCGUAAUUGAUUUCGAGUAAAUACUAGACAAUUUAUAAGGUACCUAUGUUGAGAGUUACACAUUUAGGACAUCCUCUUAUUCUGCUGUCUUGUGUACGUCAUAGACAGCGAAUUAAUGAUCUAAAAUCCACAUUGUUAUCGAACUCGAUUUAAAAUCGGCAUCGAAACCGCUUAUUUAUAGAAACAGCUUUCCAUAACAUUGAAUGGUUUUUUACUACCAAAGUUUUACAGUAGUUAACCAAUUUCUGGUGAUAUAAAAUCUGUUUUGUAUGAUGUUGAUGUCUUCAAUAGAUAUUCUCUUACCUGCUAUUAAGUAGGCGGUCAUACCAUAACGAGUCAUUUGUUGUUGAACCGAAGUUAAUGUUGACCUUUCUUUGAACGCACAAUGAAGUAGAGUCUUUUGUGUUGUAUGCGUUUAUGGUACAGUAAGAUGCUUUUAGGGUGUUGAUCGGGAAAAAGUUCGAUGUCACCAAAAAAAUGCGUUCUUAUAAUUUCCGAUUAUGAAGCGAAAAUGUAAAAAAAUUCUAUAAUUUUAUAAUAAAGAUUUAUUGUUCGUAUUAAAGUAAUUAGCACGACAGGAAAUGCCGUACAUCACAGUUACAACAGUCAACUGAAAGUCAAUUUUUUUCAUAUGUACAGUUCUUUAGGUCAUCUUUUAUAUAUCUAAGAACAUCAUAUAAGACAUAAUCUUCACGUUUUCUCAACUAAUCUCACAUUGAGCACCAUUUGAUCAUAAUGUUAUUAGUAUAUCUAUCUGCGUCGAACGCAGUUAUGAAAUACAGUAUCAAUGUUACACGAAUCACUAUCAAAAGUAUGUGACAAUUACUCUAUUUUAAGUGUUGACUAUGGUUAUUAUUUGUCUUCUAAAUGUCCCCACAGCAUCGAGAAAUCGUGAAAUGAGUGAUAUAUGGCAUAAAUACUAAUCGUAUCAGUGCGUGAAAUCACAUAAUCUUUGUUUAAUAUUAAUUAAUAUUUAUGACUAGUGCCACUCUCCAUAGUUCCUAAUAACAGAUGAAAGGAAAGGGAGAACCAUUUUCGAUGAGUCAAAAAAAGGAAUCUGCCCGUUGGUAUGCCCGUUGGUAGGACAGAGCGUUUCUUGGUUGUCGUCCGGUAUUUCCGUUCUUCCGAAUAAAGCGAUAUGAUGAGUCCCUUGAGAAAGGCCAAAAUCGGUCAUGGUUACUCCGCUUGACUCAUCGAAAUUAUUCUGUUGGAGCCUCUAGUAAAUGCGGCUGUACAAUACUUUCAAGCAGCAAAUGUUGUAACACUCAUGUAUUUUCAAACAAACAGUUUACUUUGGAAAAAGAGGUAAAUAUAGUGUCUGAUUCUCUAGAAAUAAAUUGGGAAGUUUUCCAUUUAGAAUAAAAUUAUUUAACAAUAAAGUAUACUCUAUUUUAUGACUAUUCAUCAUUAUACAUACCAGAAUAAUUAGAAAAAUCGUUGUAUAAUUUAUAAGCACUCUUCUAUCCAUUAACGAUAUCAGUUAAAAUAAGGGCUUCAGAUUUUUGUGAAUAAACACUACAAAUACAUUAUAAUGAGAUAGUAAGUAAUUGGUAUAUCAGUACUGGCCGCAAGACAGUAACUUUUGUGCCUAAUAUUUAUUACACUAAAUCAUUUGGUUUUGUGAUUUCCAUAUAGUUUUACAAGUAUACUACUGCUAAUUCUGCUUUUUGUCAAAGGACGGAGGUCGAUAAGAGGCAAAAUUGGCCCCCUCUCAGAUCAAGCUCAUAUUCACAGGGCUGAUGUCGUUUUUCUCCGUGAUUAAAACUAGCACCUCAAAAAGACCAUUUGGGGGGCCCGCCCGGGGGCCGGGGGGUGAGGGGGCUCGGGGGUGGGGGGGGGGGGGGGGG